Messenger RNA from Anoplopoma fimbria (sablefish), 3805 nucleotides. It is a transcript of the gene brap, whose product is annotated as BRCA1 associated protein. The transcript is spliced from 13 exons. Gene Ontology annotation, cellular component: cytoplasm. Lineage: Eukaryota; Metazoa; Chordata; Actinopteri; Perciformes; Anoplopomatidae. The record is from RefSeq and is a predicted model, not a curated record. Gene Ontology annotation, biological process: Ras protein signal transduction; protein ubiquitination. Gene Ontology annotation, molecular function: nucleic acid binding; zinc ion binding; ubiquitin protein ligase activity. Bases 281 to 2086 code for a protein of 601 amino acids.
UACAAACAGCUGAGGAGCUAGCUCAGGAGCUAGCGUUAGCUCAGACAGCUACAGUGUAUUAGCUGCUAAAACAACAUAACCAAUGUUUGUGUGACUAGUCUGCAGAUACACCAGUAUGACUGACAUACUGGUCUAACUGGGCGAAGUGGUUUUUUUUCUUUUAUUCCGGCUAGUUGAUCCUUUUAGCCGUGAGCUAGUUAGCUUGCUUUAGCUAGCUAGCUAGCUAGCUGUCGCCGGGUUGUGUUGUUCUCUGUAGGAGUGUUCUGUUGUUCUGUGACACAUGAGUGUGUCUCUGGUGGUUAUCCGUCUGGAGUUGGCCGACCAGUCUCCUUGUCCUCAGGGUUUCCAGUACUCUGCUGUUGAGGGCAUGUCAGAGAAGGAGCUGCAGGAGAAAGCUCUGGGUGUAGCCAAACACACUCUGAGUGGAAAGACGGAUCUGGAGAGAGCAGCUGUUCUGCACCAACACAUCGGUAGCAGAGCGAUGGGGGACAUGGUGAUAGAAACCUUUGAGCCCAGCCCAGAUAAGGGAGGAGGUGAAGACCCCAGUGGUUCCUCAGAGCAGGAUGGAGAACCUCAGGCUGCACGGACUGAAGCAGACGGUCUGGAGGGAACCGGGGCUUCACAGGACGGCGAGGCGAGCGGAGCCACGCCCGACUCGCCCUCCAAACAGCUGCCCGACCAGAUCUCCUUCUUCAGCGGGAACCCGUCGGUGGAGAUCAUCCACGGCAUCAUGCACCUCUACAAGACCAAUAAAAUGACGUCUCUGACUGAGGACGUGCGACGCAGCGCCAUGGUGUGCAUCCUGACCGUCCCCGCCACCAUGACCAGCCACGACCUCAUGAAGCUUCUGGCGCCUUUCAAUGAAGUCAUGGAGCAUAUGAAGAUCAUCCGGGACUCCACCCCGAACCAGUACAUGGUUCUGAUCAAGUUCUGCUCGCAGGCAGACGCAGACAGUUUCUACACGGCGUGUAACGGACGCCAGUUCAACUCCAUCGAGGACGCAGUCUGCCAGAUGGUUUAUGUGGAGCGGGCCGAGGUCAUAAAGUCUGAAGAGGGAGCCAGUCUGCCGGUGAUGGAGCUGACGGAGCUGCCAAAGUGCACCGUGUGUCUGGAGAGAAUGGACGAGUCCGUCAACGGCAUCCUCACCACUCUCUGCAACCACAGCUUCCACAGCCAGUGUCUGCAGCGGUGGGACGACGCCACGUGUCCUGUGUGUCGAUACUGUCAAACUCCAGAACCGGUGGAGGAGAACAAGUGCUUUGAGUGUGGAGUUCAGGAGAACCUGUGGAUCUGUCUGAUCUGCGGUCACAUCGGUUGCGGCCGCUACGUCAGCCGGCAUGCCUACAAGCACUUUGAGGAGACGCAGCACACCUACGCCAUGCAGCUCACCAACCACCGCGUGUGGGACUACGCAGGAGAUAACUACGUUCAUCGGCUGGUGGCCAGUAAGACUGACGGGAAGAUGGUUCAGUACGAGUGUGAAGGAGACACCUGCCACGCUGAGAAAAUAGAUGCGCUUCAACUAGAAUACUCGUACCUGCUGACGAGUCAACUGGAGUCUCAAAGGAUUUACUGGGAGAAUAAGAUCGUUCACCUGGAGAAGGAGACGGCCGAGGAGAUAAACAACAUGAAGGUUAAAUUCAAGGAGACUCUGGAGCGCUGCGACAACCUGGAGCGACGCUUUGGAGAAAUAAGCAAAGAGAAGCAGGGCAUCGAGAAAAAGUGCACUCAGCUGCACACUCGGGUGGUGAAGCUGAGUCAGGAGCUGAAGGAGGAGCAGGAGAUGAACCGCUGUCUGAGAGCCAAUCAGACGCAGCUGCAGGCCCAGCUGGCAGAGGAGGAGCGCAAAGGAAAGGAGAGCGGUGAGUGUAAAGACGGAGCGAUCUCGGAGCUCCAGGAGCAGCUGAGGGACGUCAUGUUCUACCUGGAGGCCCAGCAGCAGAUCGAACACCUUCCUCCGGAGGCUCGCAGCGAGAUCCAGGAGGGACAGAUCAACAUCGGCGCCAGCCCGUCGGACGGCGCCGGAGCAGGCCCCGCCUCCUCCUCCGGCAGAGGGAGGAGGGGCCGAGGCAGGAAGAGGAAGUAACACCUCCUGGAGAACCUGCUAGAAAAGACUAUCAGACACAUGACGGCGCUCCAUUCUUCACGUUUCUGCGUCGUCUUUGAAAGCACUCCGAGGAGAAAAAACAAAGACUCUAAAGCUUCAACUUGUUUAAGAAGACAUUAAAUAUUUACCUGCACAUUUUCCCACCUUUUAUGUAUCUUCUACGUGAAGAACAGUGGAUCAUGCUGGAGGAGGUCUCCGUCAUUACAGACAAAAACACUCGCUUGUUGUUUUCCAGAUGUAUUUAACAUCUCAGUUAAAUACCUUCAGCUCUAAAAAGAUUAUUAAUUACAAAAAAGUCAAAAUUAUGUUCAUUUGUUCCCACUUUAAUACCCUGUUAAAGUACUUCAUAUAAAGUCUGUUUAAAAUAUAAAGAUUGUUUUCUUUAAUGUGAGAAACAGAAGCCGGUAGAUGAAUGUUUGCUUUUAUGUUUUCAGAACUUUUGUGUUUUAUUCUUCAGUAAAAUGCAGAAAUGUUUUUAUUUUUACCGACAUUUUUUCUCAAUGGUUUCCAAAACGUAGUAAUAUUUUAUGGUACUUGUACACAACUGGAGUAUUUUCAUUUUGUGCUACUUUAUACUUUUACUCCACUUUGUUUCAGUAGAAAAUAGGACGUAGUUUUCACUCCACUGUUCUCAUUUUACAGCCGUUGUUACUUUACAGAACCAUAUUUUACAUGAAAAACAAUAUAAUCAUUAUACAAAAUAUGAUAAAUGAUUAUAAUAUGAGCUGCAAUUAAGACUGUUGACAGGAAAUUAAUCGGCCUCUAUUUGAUUAAUUGUCUUUUUUUAGGGGAAAGAAUUCAAAAAUGAUUUGGUUUAAGCUUCUAAAAUAUGAUAAUUUGCUGCUUUUCUUUGAAUUUAAAUAAUAUUAUGAAUAUUUGGGGAUUUUGGACAGUUAGUUAGACUAAACAAGAUAUUUAUCAAUUAGUUAUAAAUGCUUAUUAAAUAAAUCUGAAUGAAAAGUUCAAUUUAGCUCCACAUUGAUCAGCUGCAACGUUAAAAAGCUCCGUACACGUUAAUGCAUCAGUAAUAAUCAAUAAUUUAAAGUAACACUCAGAAAGGGGAAAGAGUACUUUUGGUACUUUUUUUGCUGCUGAUACUUUUUCGGUUUUGGCUGCAGGACUUGGACUUGUAUUGCAGUAUUUUUACAGCUUAGUAUUUCUACUUUUUUUCUUCAGUUAAGGAGUUGAGAGAACGGGGCAGCUGAUCUGGGUUCUGUUUUCUGACCUAAAGCUGUGAGUGAUGUGAGUCUGUACGUCUGUCCUGUAUACAAAGAAACGAUCACAUGACCUAUUUUGACAACAUUGGUGGGAUCUAUACGACCUUUAAGGUACGACCCUGAACUAGAGGUCAGAGUGUAGAGGGAGAAACAGGAGGCCCUUUAACUCCUUUGAGUCUUUUUUGCAUUUAGUUUGUUACUUAGAGAAACAUUAUUACUGCAAAAUGUUCAUGUGAAAGCUUUAGACGGACCCUGAAGGCCUUAAUUCAGUGGACAUGUUUGUGCUUUUAUUAAACCAUUUGGUUCAUAAAGUCAUUUGUACUGUACGGAUAGAAAACAAGAUGCAUUUUGACGGGCAUUUGUGAAAUAAACGCUUUCUGGCCAAGAACGUACGGAAGCCCUGAGAGGAAAAAAAACUGUAUUAAUUAUUUUCUUUUCUUAAAUUAUCUUACCAUAACUUUUUUUCAAUUUAUUUUACAGA